Baudoinia panamericana UAMH 10762 is the source of this 933-nucleotide messenger RNA. RefSeq lists its product as uncharacterized. Lineage: Eukaryota; Fungi; Ascomycota; Dothideomycetes; Mycosphaerellales; Teratosphaeriaceae. The transcript has a single exon. The record is from RefSeq and is a predicted model, not a curated record. The annotation marks the transcript as partial. Gene Ontology annotation, molecular function: C-4 methylsterol oxidase activity; iron ion binding. Gene Ontology annotation, biological process: ergosterol biosynthetic process.
CUGCCUCUGCUGUCGUUCCUGGCGCUACCAUGGUUCGGUGGGCCGUCGACGGCCGUCAGUGUGUUGAUCUUCUAUUUGACCUGGAGUGGGCUCGUUGCCAGUCACGAUCCAUUGACGUUGGAAAUAGGUGGCACGCUGCUGGUCCGGUUGCUCUGCUACGUCUUGCCCGCUCUUGCCUUCUUAGCCUUCGACUGCUUUACGCCGGGCGUGAGCCGCAAGAUCAAGGCACGUGGCAGACGACAACUACCUCUUCGGCAAGUUGGUCCCAAUGGGCUUGCCAAAGUCGUCACGGUUUCUGUGGGUAACGUACUGUUGUCAGUGACCCUUCAAGGUGCCCUAGAGCUGUUAACAACCCAUUCUCUGCAUUUGCGCAGUCUCCUCAGAGUGACAGCUCUUGUACCGUUGCCGUGGUCGCUGUUGAAGGAUGUCGCAACAGGAUUGAUCAUUCGAGGCUUCCUUCGGUAUGGCAUCCAUCGGUACUUCCUGCAUACCCUCGACACACCGCUCAAGUCAUGGCAUUCACAAUGGCAACACAGCGUUGAGCUGCCAUUCAGUCUUGUCGCUUCAUACGAUCAUCCCGUCAACUACCUCGUAUCCGAAUGGAUGCCGGCUUUUCUGCCAGCUUAUUUAUUCCGCUUCCACAUCCUGGCCUGGCAUGCUCUCCUGGCGAUCGCUAGCAUCGAAGAGCUCUUCGUGUACUCUGGGUACGUAAUCUUGCCCUCUGCAAUAUUGCUUCCAGGCAUGGCUCGUCGCAACGAAGCACACUUCGAGUCCGCACGUUCAAACAAAUUGGUUGGCAACUUCGGGCAUCUUGGCUUGAUAGACUUCAUGUUCGGCACAGCGUGCGAGGAUGAGAAUGACGUGGUUGAUGAUCUCCAAGACGAAGCAGAGAGGCAUCGCUUGCAACAGCGGGCUGGAGCCGCAUCAGUGGGU